CGUGGCUUCCACAGAUAGUGGAAUGCGCGCGCCACGCCCUGUACAGUCUCGCGGAACGCGCGUACACGCGGAGUGUCCAUUGAGCAGCGGCUCGCGUCCGGUGUCCAGCCCUCCCCCGCCCUCGACAGCGCGCAUGCGCGACUCUCGACCGCUACAGGAGGGCGGCGCGCGCUGGAAUGCUACCUUAGCACUCCUCUGGUGGGAAGACGGGUCAGUGCGCGCGCAGGGGGUGGGAGUCACGGGGGGCCGGGUGAGUGAAGGCGGCGGCGGUGAGGGGGCCCAACACCACAAGAACGGACACACACCGGAGACGGCCCAAGUCCAUGGAGAGUCGCGUCUCCCCCGUAGCGUCACUGCUCUCCGCAGCCAGCAGGUUUCUCUAACCCCGGGCCGGCUCUCCUCCCGCACCGGGCGCUCUCGGACGUGUAGCGAGGAUAAGCGAGCGGCAAGAGUCGCAAGGACAACAGCAGCAGCAGCACUCGGGGAGGUCGGAGGAGAAGCCGCCUCUAUGAUGAAGUUCAAGCCGAACCAGACUAGGACUUACGACAGGGAAGGCUACAAGAAGCGGGCGGCCUGCCUGUGCUUCAAGAACGAGAGGGAGGAUGAGAUACUCUUGGUCAGCAGCAGUCGUUAUCCUGAUCAGUGGAUUGUUCCAGGAGGGGGAAUGGAGCCGGAGGAAGAGCCUGGUGGAGCUGCAGUCAGAGAAGUGUAUGAAGAGGCUGGUGUAAAGGGGAAGUUAGGAAGACUCCUGGGAGUUUUUGAGCAGAACCAAGAUAGGAAACACAGAACAUAUGUGUAUGUUCUCACAGUAACGGAAGUGCUGGAAGACUGGGAGGAUUCUGUUAACAUUGGGCGAAAGAGGGAAUGGUUUAAAGUUGAAGACGCUUUGAAAGUGUUACAGUGCCACAAGCCUGUACAUGCAGAAUAUUUAGAAAAACUGAAAGGAUGCUCCCCAACUAAUGGAAACUCUGUGGUCCCACCUAUAUCAGACAACACAUCUCUGUAUGUAACCUCUGCACAGACUUCUAGCUUACCCUCAAGUGUGAGAUAAAACUGCACUUUAAGGCAUCUUUCCUAUACAAGUGGGGAGGAUGCCAUUAUGUGUUCUCAUGAAAACAUCCUGAUGAUUAGACCUGGAUCCUCUUGCAAGAUGUGCUACAAACCAUUUUGUUUGCUUAAUUCAACACUUUUUUUUUUCUUCUUUUUUUUUUUUUUUAACCAUGUAUAAUAGUGUUCAUCCAACAAAAGCCAUAUGGAUUUUUUUAGAUGCCUUAAAUGGCCAUUCUUCUGUCUUAUGUUUUGUAACUACCAUUGUAAUAUGGCUUAUGUGCCACGACAAGUUUUUACAACUGCUUUUUCCAAAAGGGCUUUAACUUCCGCUGGAUGCAAGAUAAGCCUUUAGUGUGCUGUGUGAAUAGCUUCAGGUUGUGAGAGAAGUGUGGCCUUCACCAGGCUCAGCGCUGCACUGUUAUGUCACUGGCUGCUCUGUAGCAUGGGUGUCGUCACUAAAGAUGCACAUAUUCCUUAAAAUCAGUUCUGUUCCCCACCUUAAUGUUUGCUUUAGUUCUACUUUAAUGCCUGCAUCAAUUGCGUUAAUGUGAUAUCUGGGGAAUGUCCCUAAAGUAGAAAAGCAUAAGAAAUUAUACACAAUAUACCUUUUUCUACUGCAUAAAUGCAUCAACUCAUGCAAUUCUCUGAUUGUGAUAUGCUACAAGAGGAUGCCUAAACUAUAAUCCUCUUUGAUAAGAGUUGAUAAUAACAUUCACAUGUUAAUCAGUUCUUUUAUUGAACUUGACAUGAUUACAUUUGUUGUGCAGUUAACUGUAGAGCGAUUCUGUCGGCAGUCUUUUUUAGCUACUGCCAACUGAGUGGCUUCAUACUGUAGAAUUUGGAAACCUUAUUCAACCCAAUCAUAUGUCCUUAGAAGAUAAGUAUGGCUUGAGCUUAUUUAGCCAUACUUUUCUGUGCCACAGGUGUUCACUUAGUUUUGUGACCCAGAUUCAGUCUGCAGCAGACCAAAGCUUGUAAGCUUGUUUAUGUCACAGAGCUGGUUCAGGCUCUGCAGCAAUCCUGGCAAUGUUGGGAUCCGCCCAGAUGCCUGAACAGCAGCUGGUUCAGUCUCUCAGCAUGCCUCUGAGAGCCUGAGCCAGCCGCUCCCACCCCCUCCCUAGCUUGGUACUCCAGUGGGUGCUAGAGGGGCAGAGAGGUGACAUCUGGUCACCACUUUGCGCAGGGAAGACUGAGAAUGGAGUGAUCAGCAGGCAGUUGAAUGCUCUAUUCUUUGUCUUAAAGCCAGAGAGGGACAGCUGUAGCAUCGGACUAACACUGCGUCCAUGUAGGUGAACAUGUAAGUUGUGGUGGUUUUUGUAAUCCCACACUUCUCCGUUUAAUUAAAAUUCAGAGAUCCUUCAUUCAGAUAUAUACAGUAUGUUGUAAUACUGACUGUAUGUUUCACUGUGGCCUGUUUUUGCAAGGCUGGCACUAAGGAUCUACAGCCCUGCUAGAAAAUGGGUGCCAUUUUGACAUUUAUCCCUGACAAAGAAAUUGUAUCCCAUUAUGUUUAAGAAAAUGUAGUCCCCCCCCCCCUUACUAUCAUACAUAGCAUCUCAGUAGACCAUUCUUAUGUCAGUUCUUGCAGAAAACCUUGACCCCAUUGACAACUGCAUUUCUGAGGUGGUUCACCUGAAAAAUGUAUAGACGUGUGAAAUGUUUGUGUGAACUGAACCUUGAAGUACAUCCAUAUGAGCGUUUGAUAGCUGCUUAUAGGUAGUUAUGGUAUUUGCAGUCAUUGCCUACUUGUUCAAAACAUGCACAGUCAAGGCUAUGGAUGGAGUAGCGGCAGUUGGCACAGUCAGCUGUGUCUGCUGUGAUGAUGGCUACAUUUUUUGAGUCUUCUUUUUUUUUUUUAAUGCCUGUCUUGUCAACACCUACCCAACAGCUCAUUAGGAUUUAUUUUUCUGUAAAUUGAUUUUAUUGGUGGCUUAUUAUGUAAACCAACUUGUAUAUAUGUGCUAUACUUUUAAUUGGACAGCACCCAUAUUUAAACAUGGUUAAUCUUGGUUUAGUAUAGUUCUGGAUUUUUUUUUUUUUUUUUUUUUCAGCGAUUGGUUCAUUAGCUCUUAAUAGGUAAAUUAAAAGGCUAGUCCACCCAAAAGUGACAUUUUAGCACCAGUUUGAAUUUGGUGGUCUUAAUCACCCACUGGUUAAUAUUUUGGCAGCCAACAGUAAUAAUCUUCCACCAUACUUCUAGUUUUUCUGUAUACUAAAUUGACUUAAACUCAACAUGAGAACAGAAAAAAGCCUGGAGAAUGUGCAUACUUAGAAACUUGACAACAUAGAUUAUCACCACCAAAGACUGCAAGGAAAGUUUAAAGCAGGGGUAAGCAACCUCGGCAAUCCAGCUGUGGUUAAACUACAAAUCCCAUCAUGCCUCUGCCUCUAGGAGUCAUGCCUGUGAUUGUCAGGGUCUUGCAAUGUCUCAUGGGACUUGUAGUUUCACCACAACUGGAGGGCCAAGGUUGCCUACCCCUAGUUUAAAGGAACCCAUCGGGAGAGGAGUAUGGAUUCUUCCACUGCUGAUUAUUAAGGUGGUGGCUUUAGGCUUUUGUUUUCAUUUUUGUUGCCUUUAGUGAGUGGCUGAGCUGGAAAAAUGUGGAUAUAUAUUAGGUAGUGUCACCAUCUAGUAUACAAAGCUUUUUCCCUUUGAGUGUCUUACCAAUUAGUGAAAAAAGGACAGCGAUAAAGUCCCAGGCUGGACACCUGUAGCAAAGGCGACUCUCAUAUUUAUCUCCUGGUGGGUUCCUGUUAACUAAAUUAUGAGUUUGGGUGAAACGAUUUUUUUUUUAAGCAUAAGUACAUGUAGUAAUGGCCACUUUGCAUCUGACACUUGUUUGUUUGCAUUCAUGAAAAAGGUGAAAGUUUCUAAGUCCAAAGAAAAGAUCAUGUGCACACUGGUAUCUUUACCUCAGCCAGGAUGAGGAUGAUUGAUCCCUACUGAGGAAUGUAGAGACUGCUUAUUGAUAGGAUUGAUUAAACAUACAUGAUGACCCUUCUAGAUUUUCCAUCAUUCAUGCUCAGAAGGGAUCAAUGAAAACGGCUGACCUUCUUGUGUUCACUUUCCAUUGACAGAACAAUCCAGAAUAAAAUCUAUCCAUCUGUAUGUAGCUUUCCACAUGUUAUGUUUCUAAUUCAUGUAAGUAAAACACAUGCAGAUCCAAGAGCCCAGUGCUUUUGUGCAGGAUGCCAAAGAAAUUUUACAUUUUGGUUUUUAAAUGUUACACUGGGCAAGUAAUCCAUUAUUCUGCAUAAUACCAGUUAGUCUAGCCUUGUGGAUCCUUAUAGUUUAAUGCUAAGGAAUUUGAACAGAAGAUUUGGAUUCUCUACCCAUGCACACAGCCACAGCAAACAGUUUCUUCUCUCAGGUUAAAUGCCAUUGAUCUGUAUAUAGAAAAAGGAUAUGGUACUUUCUGCCCUCCGCAUCUCCUGAUAUGUUUAGCCGAGUAGCUUUUUCCUUCCGUAGUCUGUCAUUGCGGUCUUCAUCAGUAUAUCUGUAAAGUAUGUGUAUGUAUUUUCACACAUUCACUUUAUCUUUAACAAGUUACCUGCCACCUUCUCAGAUGCUUCCUCAACAUCUGUUCACACAAGCACUACAUGGCUGUGAAAGAUCCUCUAUUGGAAUGCCUGUAGUGCUUUGAUUAUUUAAUCUUCUUUUCUGGCUGCUUGGACCUUUGCAGUAUCCUGUACAUGCACUGUUAAGCACAAGUCAGACUUCCCAUAGGCAAUUACUUCAGCUUCUCUACACCAUCAGAGAGACUAUUAUAGUAUUGGCCACAGUUUCAUCCCCACAGAUCUUUUACUUGUGUAAUCGCCAUACUCGGGGCUUUGUCUUCGAAUCAUUUGUAGCCAAUACUCUGAGGUUUUCUCAUAUAGUUGGCUAAAUAUUGUAUAUACCUUGUAACAGCGAAUGUAAUGUAUACAAGGUAUGCUACAGAAGAAAGUCUUUUGAUUGCCCGUCUUCUGUCAGAAACUUCACAUAAAAAAAAGUAAUAGAAGCCGAUUUAUUGCUAUCGGAAACAAAUGCUUUCCUAUAGAAAACUUUUCAUGCAGCAGGUCCCAGAUCUGUAUGUGACCUGCUUUGGGAGAAUUGUUGGCCUAAAACCUUUGUAGUCUUGCAUCUUCAAGACCGCAUCUGAAACAGGAAAGUUUAAUAAAAACCCAUUUUCCAAUAUAAUAAUUGAGGCAUGGUAUAAAUAUGAUUUUUGCAUUUGUUCCAUUUAACACUGGCCCCAGAUUGUUCCGGAAUAACUGUAGAUAAGUUGUAAUAUUGCUUUCAGUGUUAACAAUUAUAUUCUGUGUAAAAAUGCAUCUUUUUGUAAAUAAUCAAAUCAGUAAAUACGGCGAGUGCACAAAGGAUUGUUGUAAUUUAAACAUUUUGUUACUCAAUACAUUUUUUCUUCUUUUUUUUUAUAACACAAACUGUGUAAAAUGCUGCUAUAAAUUAAAAUCAUUGUGAGUGCUGUUA
Rana temporaria (common frog) is the source of this 5521-nucleotide messenger RNA. It is a transcript of the gene NUDT4, whose product is annotated as nudix hydrolase 4. Gene Ontology annotation, molecular function: endopolyphosphatase activity; diphosphoinositol-polyphosphate diphosphatase activity; bis(5'-adenosyl)-hexaphosphatase activity. Gene Ontology annotation, biological process: diadenosine pentaphosphate catabolic process; adenosine 5'-(hexahydrogen pentaphosphate) catabolic process; diphosphoinositol polyphosphate metabolic process. The coding region runs from base 23 to 1051 and encodes 342 amino acids. Lineage: Eukaryota; Metazoa; Chordata; Amphibia; Anura; Ranidae. The record is from RefSeq and is a predicted model, not a curated record. Gene Ontology annotation, cellular component: cytoplasm; nucleus. The transcript is spliced from 5 exons.